AGCGCAGCGUGGCGCUAUGGCGGCGUAUGCGGCAGCAGCUCUCCUGGGGAUGCUGGCAUCGGCGUGGGGCAUGAAGCAGGAUGUGAUUUCUUUCCGAGCUCCCUACAGCAGCGGAAAUGUUCCCGGAUGGGUCGCGAUGGGGUCGAGCGUCGUCACAGAAACGUUCAUUCGCCUGACGCCAUCGGAGGCGGGGCAUGAAGGAGCGCUGUGGAGCCAGCGGAAGAUGCCGUACAGGGAGUGGGAGCUAGAGCUCACGUUCAAGGUGGUAGGAGCAAGAUACCUCGGGGGAGACGGGUUUGCCAUCUGGUUCACGAAGCAGUCCGAGGGGUUCGGGGGAACGUUUGGGAACCGCGAGGAUUUCCAGGGGGUGGGGGUGGUGCUGGACACGUACGACAACGACGGGAAGAGGGACAACCCGUCCAUCAUGGCGUUCAGCAGCACAGGAGAUCUGCGAUUCGACCAUGACAGCGAUGGGCGGGAGCAGAAGCUGCCAGGCGCCCAGUGCAAGCUCGGGUUCCGCAACUCGCGCUCGCCGGUGAUGUUGAGGAUCCGAUAUCAGGACAAGACCCUCACGGUAGAGCAUGACAUCCGUGGGAAGGCCUCGUACACUCAAUGCUUCAAGGUCGGCGUUGAGAUGCCUGACGAGUAUUUCGUUGGCUUGUCUGCCCAUACUGGGCAAGUCGCCGACAAUCACGACAUCUACUCGCUAGAGGUCACUAGCCUCGAACCCGCCACGCCGCAUGACGAUCAGCAAGCUCCUUCUCCUGUCGCUGAGAGCCCGAAGCAAGAAAAGUCGGAGCACUUCCCUCACGAGUCUGCCCAGGAGCAGCACGAGUGGCGACGCGACGACGACAGGCACCUGCAACGAUUUGCGGAUGCGCUACAGCGAUGGGUGGACAUGCCUGCGGUUAGAAAGGAUGAAGUCAGAAAGCUUCGAGUUGACAGCACCAAGGGGAGUGAUGUACAGGACAUGAAGGAGGUGGUGGACAACGAGCUGGUCGAUAACGUUCCGGAGGAGGCGCCCGCUAGCCCCGAGAGCAGCAGCCCGGCUGCGGAGCCUUCACCCGCCGCCGACAGCGACCUGGAGUCAUCCAGUUCCUUCAAAAACGAGGUGAAGGAGACGCUCGGCCUGAUUCAGGCGGAGAUUCGGCAAAUCGCGCAUGAGAUGCGGGGGACCAUCACUCUCGCGCACGCCGUCUCCUCCCAGUCCGGCGAAGAAACCAACGCCGGGGGCUCCGCGCGCUCGGCCUCGGAGCUGCUGGUGGACGUCGGGGAGAUUGUGAUGAGGUCGGAGAAGUCAGUGGUCAAGGAGAUGUCGCUGAGCAGCUCGGGCAUGAAGCAGCACCUGGACGAGGUCAAGAGGGACCUUGCGAGCCUCCAGGCGAUGGUGCAGAACACCCUGAUCAAGAGCUCCCACGACGCCCUCGCCAAGGUCCUCAACCUCCAGAACGACAACCAGAAGAUCCUACAUCUCCUCUCCGAGAUCCAUCAGCGACGGGCUGGGGAUGUGGCGGGCCCGAGGGAGCAUCCCAGGGAUGCUCAUGUUGACACGCUUCACGAGAAGAGGACGUCGUCGGGGGGAGUUUCCUACACAAUUUUCCUUGUGUCGCAGAUCGUUUGGAUAGGGAUUUUGAUUGCUGUCAACAGCUUUGGGAAGAAGAAGGAUGGAAUGGAUUUCCUGCCAAUGUCGGCGAAGAGAAGUGUGUGAUUUGUGAGUGAUGCGGGUUGUAAAGGGAGGCAGCAGACUUAGUAAAGUGCGUUAAC
Messenger RNA from Guillardia theta CCMP2712, 1764 nucleotides. RefSeq lists its product as hypothetical. Gene Ontology annotation, cellular component: COPII-coated ER to Golgi transport vesicle; endoplasmic reticulum membrane; Golgi membrane. Bases 17 to 1708 code for a protein of 563 amino acids. The transcript is spliced from 4 exons. The record is from RefSeq and is a predicted model, not a curated record. Gene Ontology annotation, biological process: endoplasmic reticulum to Golgi vesicle-mediated transport; endoplasmic reticulum organization; Golgi organization. Gene Ontology annotation, molecular function: D-mannose binding. NCBI's taxonomy places the organism in Eukaryota, Cryptophyceae, Pyrenomonadales, Geminigeraceae.